Molecule: messenger RNA, 2375 nt
Organism: Toxoplasma gondii ME49
Lineage: Eukaryota; Apicomplexa; Conoidasida; Eucoccidiorida; Sarcocystidae
Product: Ser/Thr phosphatase family protein
Exons: 1
Coding region: 381-1643 (420 amino acids)
Molecular function (GO): hydrolase activity
Source: RefSeq, a predicted model, not a curated record
CUUUGGGGUUCAACUGACGCGCACUUUUGACAGCGUGGAAGUCUUGACCGAUAUUUGUACUUUUGUCCUCGUCCAGAUAUCACAUCGUGUUGAGAAGUGCAUCUAGAGUAAGUGUGUGGAGGCGGCCGCAGGUCCAAACAUGCGUGGUGGCAGUCCCGCUAUAGUUAGACGUACGCCAAGUCGCGUAUGCUAGUUGGAGUUGGCCAACAAUGCAACUAAUUGCCCUGGAAAUCUUCUUGUACUUGAAUUGGACGCUUCUUUUCACAGCAGAGCUCACAUCGGAGCGCUAUCUCGCCCAUUCCCCGAGUACUGGCGUUCCAGAGUGUUGCAAACGGCAGGCUAUCAGUUUCUAACGCAACCAGCUUCUUCAUUUUCCAAACAUGUUUUUCCCGCUCCAACGUGGUUCCUGGUUUUCCAUGGAGCUCACAUCCAUCGGCUCGCUUCUUUCACAAUGGAGACCGCCGUGGACAGAGAAACGGGAACCACCUUCAAGGAGAAGCGUGGCCGUGCCCCCUUUCAUCGAAAGCACGUGGCACAACUACCUACGUGUUCGAGUGAGCGCCAGCAUGAGCUUGGUCGUGCUUACUUUCCUUCUUACAUGCUUUAUGGUACGGCCGAUGACUGCCGUGACAUCUGAUCCCCUUGACUUUCACUGGCCUGGUUCUCGAAUUUUAGCUGUCGGCGAUCUUCACGGCGAUAUCGGCAAUACAAUGCUACUGCUGUACGGAGCCGGAGUAGUAGAUGAAGACGGGAACUGGAUUGCAGGCGACACUCUCCUGAUUCAGACUGGUGAUGUCGUCGAUAGGGGCCCCGAUGGAAAGCGCAUUUACGACUACUUCGCGAGUCUAUCUGCGCAAGCAACGGAACAAGGAGGAAAAAUAAUUCAACUUCUCGGAAACCACGAUGUAAUGAAUAUCUGUGGAGAUUUUCGAUACGCUCAUCCUUCGGAAACGAUUGAAUUUGGAGGUGCCCUGGAGCGCCGCCGGCAGUUCAUGGAUGGCGGGCAUUAUGGCAACAUGCUCCGAUCAUUCCCACUAUCAAUAAAGGCAAAUGGCGUCAUCUUCUCCCAUGCAGGGAUCCCGAGCGACUUCGCUGUUUUGGGACUCAGCAAGCUUACGCAACAACUUCGAGAAGAAUUGGCCAACGAUUGCAAGCUACAUAACUCUCGGUUCUACAACGAGGCCAUGGGAUCGUCAACGGGUGAUCUGUUUGUGGCUGGUUCUCAAGGUCCGCUAUGGACACGGGUUUAUUCCAUGGGGCAAAUGACGAAGAUAUGUGAGGAACUUGACAAAACACUAGGGAUACUGGACUCUGAGAAAAUGGUCAUUGGCCAUACAGUGCAGGAAUCUGGCAAUAUUGAGGUAUACUGUGGUGGGAGGCUCCUCCUGAUCGACACAGGAGUCAGCCGGUACGUAGCUGAUUCGCCUAGGAUGCUCGAAAUCCGCGAUGGUACCUUUUUUGAAUGGAGACUUGACAUUUCGAAGCAGGGCACUGACAGUGAGCCCAACGUCCGUGGGAGUAAGAGGCAGUUGAAUAUCCCACCUUUGAAAAACUCGACAGACAUAACGACUACAAACACUGACGACGGCGGGAGUUGCGGCGAAGAGAACUCAAAUGGGAGCUCUCGCGGAGAUGAGCUAUGAGUAGUAGUUGUUGACAGGUGCCGGUUUUGUUUCCGCGGAUUUUUCGCCGUUGGAUCCCUGUGCUAGCAGAGUUUCAAAAGGACAGGGUGCGCAGAUAGUGUCAAAUUUUGUACUCAAAAAAACUGAUGCAGGUCCUUGAUUUAACAACGUUACUCGCACUUUUUCUUCUGGCAUGCCAGAUAUGUGUGCCCUCCUUUUCGGUUGUUUCCGGUGUAUGGACGUAACGUGUGAGAAUUUAGUAAAGGGCAGUAACAGGGCAGCUAAGCUGCCCUGUUACUGUGCUUGUAGCCAUCCCAACAGUCGACGUCGCUCCUAGUCAGCGAGAGUUUCUUCCUUUUCCCAUAGAAGAGCCAUGUGCUUCGUAAUUGAGUGAGUCACCGAUAACGUUUACUGCCCACUCGAAAUUAGGCAGCGAGCAGCUCAACCACAUUGACGAACCACCUACCAGAGCAGGGAAUGGAUCUGCAGAUACUUCGCGACACAAGGCAUUAUCGUAUUCGGUAGCACCCGAGUGUGUCCCUGGACCCGGUGGGUUUGUACGAUGCAAACCACCACAGAAGGGGCGGGAAGGUACAUACGCUCAGGUGGUAAAAGAUGCGCGGUCCAUCAAUGUUAUCGCAGAUGUACAGGGACGUGUGCAUUGUCGCUACCGCGGUGACCUUUCUUCCGUCUCUAACCGCCACGUGUGAAUGCUAAAACCCUUUGUGGCGAAGAACGUAGCGUGUGGCUCGG